Neltuma alba is the source of this 711-nucleotide messenger RNA. RefSeq names its product transcription factor BIM2-like. Gene Ontology annotation, biological process: DNA-templated transcription. The record is from RefSeq and is a predicted model, not a curated record. Lineage: Eukaryota; Viridiplantae; Streptophyta; Magnoliopsida; Fabales; Fabaceae. The coding region runs from base 1 to 711 and encodes 236 amino acids. The transcript has 4 exons. Gene Ontology annotation, molecular function: DNA-binding transcription factor activity; protein dimerization activity.
AUGGGGAAGUUGACAGAACUGAUCUUGUGGCUUAACAGCAGAAAUCAUUGCGGACCAACUGAUAAUGUCACAUCUCAGGCUAUACAGAAUGGUUCCGGCCAUGAGAACAAUAGCACUGUCCCUCCAUCACUGCCGUUAAAUGCACAGAAUACAAUUGAAUCUGACUUGUCACCAACAGUUAUUCAUAAGGCCGGGCACCCUGGUUUAGCUUCUGAUGCGGUUCCCCUGGGCAUGCAAAUGAGGCUGGACAUGUUUGAUCUGGCUGUGAGCAGUGGCGUUCCAACCCAACAUUUACAUGAAGCAGUUUCUAACACUCAGAACACACCUUCCCAUACUCAGCCUCACGUGUGUCUUGGUGAACCCAAGGAGGGUGCAUAUGAUUUUCGAAAUAAUACAUUGAAGGAUCAAGACGAGCUGACAUUUGAAAGUGAGUCGGUUACCAUCUCAAGAGGCAAGAGCCUAUGCUCAGGGGUGAGUUUCUCAAUAUUGGAUAAUUUCGUGCAAGCAUUGCGGUCUUCAGGUGUUGAUUUAUCUGAGGCCAGCUUUUCAGUACAAAUUGAUGUAGGGAGGCGAUCAAUUGCCCCCACGUCUAGCUCAAAGGAUCAUGGGAGCCAAUUUGUGAACACCCAAUCAAUGCCAUGCUCAGGAGUCGACUACUACAGUGAGGAUUCUGAACAAGCUCUUGAGAGGCUCAGAACAGAAGAGAGUUAG